GGCUUUUCCCGCCGCCUUUUCCCGCAGCAAGAUGCGGCCUCUACCACCACCAACGCCCGGGACCCCCGGGCCGCCCCGGCCGCCGACGCCGGUGCCGGCCGCGCCCCAUGCGCCACACCUGCCGAAGCUGUCGCGGGCGGUGUCGGUAUUGACCCCGGAGGCGCAGGAGCAGAUGAUCUCGCAGCUGCAACUGGAGGGGGCGAAGCUGGAAGAAGACCUCCAGCAGAUUCGAGCUGCCCGGAGCCGCGGUCCCGGAAGUGCCGAUGUGGAGGAUCGAGUUCGAGAAGAGAGGCUCAAUGAAAAGGGGGCAUUAAUAAACAAGCUUCAAGAAGAGUUGGGUGUGGAAAUGAGCCGAAUGGAACAAGGAGGUCAUUUGAAGGAAGAGAUCCACGCCUACGAAGCGCAACGUGCCGCUCUGAAGCUGGAGAUCCAACAGGCCAAAGCCACGCGGGACCAGGGCGAGGCGGGCUUUUUGCGUGACGAGGUGCUGAGAGCUGAGGAGCGAUGUCGGCAGUUGCAAAGCCAACUGCAACGACUGGAAGGGAACUCCUUCCUCUCCAAAGUCGAUGACCGGAAGGAGGCAAACAUGAGGAUUGCCGCAAUGGAAGCGAUGGUGCGGGGGAAGACGGCGGAGCAUCAAGGUGAGGUGGACGAACAUCUGAAAGCUCAACAAGCCCGGCUUCUGAUGGUGCAAGAGAAGCAGCGGCUUCAAUCGAGAUGUUUAGACUUGAAGCAGCGCAAUGAACAGCUGGCCAUCGAGAUCGAGGCCCAGCAUUCAGAGAUGCAGAAGGUGGAACGUGAGAUGCGCUUAAUGCGUGAGCGGCUACCUCCUGACAAUCAAGAAGCUCUGGAGAUGGCCCUCUCAGAGGUGGUCGGCAGUCAGGGUGCUGCUUUCUCUCGCCUCCAGCGCCCGGAGGGCACUGCGGUGCCCAGCGUGGAAGAGCUCCAAUCCACGGGCUCCAUGGCACGGGUCAUCGAACGCCUCGAGGGCGAGCGGGACGACCUCCGACGGCAGGUGGCAGUGUUGCGAAUGGACUUGGAGAGGGAGAGCCAAGUCUCAAAGAACUUCAAAGCACUACAGGCUCAAGAGUUGGAGGAUGCCAGAAGCAAGUCUCAGAGUCUCCUCCGGGAUCGAGAGAAAUGGUCCAGGAUUUCAGCUGCUCAUCUUCAGUCGAUCCAAGAUUUGCAGAGGCGAAUCGCAGGCUUUGAAAGCGUGACCUUGCAAGACAAGGCGCAGGAUACCCUCAGCCUUGCGGGCUUUUCCGACGUCUCUGACUUGGAUGACUCUUCUAACGCCUUGGACGUCUUCGUGGGUGUGGGCGAGAUCGACUUGGUGGCUGCCCAGCGCCUUCAGGAGGAGCUCAACCGCUGGGUCUCCGAGGUGGCACAACCACCGCCGCUGCCCUGCCUGGCUGAGGAGCUGCGCACGUUGGUGGCGGUGGAGUUCAACGGCUUUGACCUGGGCUUCAGUGCGGUGGCGGUGGGGCUGAAUCCAGUCUACGACUCCUUAGUGACCUUCGGGCCGUUCCAAGUGAAUGAUCAGAUCCUGGAGCAGAUGGAGGGGCACCUGAGGGUGGAGGUCCAUGGGUCACUGCCAGGCAGUGAAACGCAACGCUUGUUGGGCCUGGGAGUCUUGCCGAUGGCGAACCUGCUGCACUACGGCAUGCAGGAUACACGAAAUCCAGUGGGGGGUGGCGUCGUGGCCAUCAAGGAUCCCAAUGAUGAAGACAUCUUGGUUGCCAAGCUUCGGAUCAAGUUGCGCAUGCGCUAUUCCAUGGAGGAGCUGGCCGAGGAUUUCAUCACCAGGGCGCGGGUACGCCAACAAGAUCGCGGGGGAAAAAGCACCAAGACUGACAGGCGCAAGUCACUCAAGUAGUUGCUCAGGUUGCUUCAAAACAAUCGCUUCGGAACGAAUUUAAGUCACCAUCCAGCGGUUCGUGUCCUUCGCCUUAGGAAUCCAGAUGCAUGCUCCUGUAAACUCACGGUGCGCUACCCCAAUACAAACGAUGACGAGAGCGUGUACGUUUCUUGCUCUGC
Molecule: messenger RNA, 2037 nt
Organism: Durusdinium trenchii
Lineage: Eukaryota; Dinophyceae; Suessiales; Symbiodiniaceae
Source: the annotation of a GenBank genome assembly